AGCGAGCCUCGUUUGAAGAAAUUCUAGUAGAUCGUUCAUUAGUUCCCUAUACGAAACACAAAGUUAUGUUUUCCCUUGGGCUGAUGUUACUGAGGAUAACGAUACUCGAGUAAUGGCAACCUAAAACUAGAACUCGUGGACCCUUUCACCAACCCACGUGAAUUAAGGGCAGGCGACCACAACGCUAUAUCAACCCAAAAACAUUCCUAUCGUAUCAUAUUUGCCAACCACAAAGUUCCUAUACUCUGCUCAAACCCGUCCUAUGCAGGGUGAACAAUUGCUAUAUGCAAACACAUCAAUUUGGCAGACUAAACAUUAGGCAACCAUCAAAGAUCGAUUAUCAACACAUCAGACCCAUACAAAAUAGAUAAACGGGGACUCUUCAAGAUUAUCUUAAAAUGCCAGACCCUUUCUCGACAGGAUGGACGUUUACUCGGCCUAUACCUCAAAAACGCUUAUUCGCAGAUUUCGAGGAGUGUGAUCCCUCUUUACAACGGCCUGGCGCGACGAAGCGACUCCGAGCUGAGAAAGAAGAAGCAGAACAGGAGGUCAAGGUAUGUCAAAAACCCCUCAUACCAGUCAGCGCGUAAUGACCAAAUUUGCGCAGACUAUACAACAACAACCAAAGCCUCUUCCUCCGAAGCAUUCACGCGCAUUAUUUCUCGAAGACACAGUGAACCUUCUCCCUUCGAGUUUUGCUCCAAUAUAUUGUCCUGAGUCUGUCAAAAGUUCUGUUACCCAGUGGGUCAAGUCUGUUUCAGGAUCAGGGUCGGAAUUAUACAGAGAAAGACACUGCCGGUCAGAUACUCUUCUUGGUCACUCGAACUGCGAUAUUAUACCUAGGAGAUUUACAAAAUCGGCGUCGAAUAUGGAGUACAGACGGGAUUCCGAAGGAUUUGCUUUGCCAUCAGCACCCGCUUCCGCCAAAUCAUUUUUGAACAAUGCAAACCUGGCGAACGGUUCACUACCGUUGGGAUAUGGACCAUCAGCCGUACCAUCACAUAGUGGUAUCUCGUCUACCUCAGGUCGAAAGAAUCUUAUUUCGAGUCCCCAAUACCGGAUUCAUAACUUGCUGGAGAAUAAUAUCUUCAUACGUUCAUUCUACGAAGAAUUUCCGCCAGACAUUGCUGAACUUGUUGAUCUCGUAAGCAAGGAUUGUGAUUCACCUCAUCUACCGUCAGGUCAGAUCAAACAUAAUACACAUUUGGAAAUGCUUGAAAUGCUUGAAAUGGGUGCCUCAGAACCAGAUGUGGAAGAGUACUUCCGUACUUACGUCUUUCCUGUUCCUGCCCCAACAGACGGUUUACAACGAACAGUGAGAAAUCCAAUGGCAAGGCAUGCUGUUCCGUGUUCCGAGUCCAUAGCCAGGGUUAGCACUCCCGUACCUGAUAUGCUUUAUGGAUACAAGAAAUUCGAAUCAUUUCCUCGGCAACAAACCCAACUUUCUUUUUUCGGGGAUGGAAUCAUAGCCAACAGUCAAAACCUUAUGUUUCCGUUCUUUAUCGUUGAGUUCAAGUGUGAUGGUCCUAGUGGGUGUGGAAGUAUGUGGAUGGCGACGAAUCAGUGCGUUGGAGGCUCUGCAUCAUGCGUCAACAUCGCAGAACGCCUCAGCAGGCAGCGUGGGGGCAAGGUCCGGGUUAGUGAUAGUGCUGCAUUCAGCAUCGCCAUGAAUGGCACGGAGGCGCGACUUUUCAUAACCUGGAAACAUGAUGAGCUCAAAUACUAUAUGCGAAAGGUUAGGAGUUUUUUGCUUCAGGACCCAGAACAUUAUGCACAAUUCCUCAAAUAUGUUCUGAAGAUCAUCGACUGGGGUAUGGGCGAGCGCUUGAAAGGAACUCAAAAAUCAUUGGACGCCUUCCUCGAGGAAGAAAGAAAGAUAGCUUCCCAGCAGGCAAAGGCUCGCCCACCGCCUCCGUCGGAUGAGCCCACAAGUAGCAGUCGCCAGAAAAGCAAAGCAUCACCAUUUCCCGGACCCAAUGGCCAAGUCAAUACUGGACAAGUAGACGGCAUUGGUGGAUUAACUGGGCCAUAUUGGACAUUGGCUGCUGCAUCCAACCGAUAUUUCCACGUCGACGAGAACGGUAAUAUCACCUGGAGGGACGAUGAAGAUGAGUCAUCCUCAGCGCAGUAGUAGAGAAGAAUGACCACCGGAAAAUCAAUGUCCCUUUUUCCAAUCGUCAAAUCAUGCGUCCAUGGGUUUCGCCCAAAGGAUCGGGCCGCAUCUUGAAAGCUACCUAUAUAUGGAGGACUUUCAUCUCUGUGCUGAAGUUGUCUCCCUUCGAUACUACGUCAUUUGAGGAUCGGUGUUGAUUUUAGUACGGUCUUGAAAAGCUUGGUGGAGAGAAGAAUACAACAGCAAAGCAUUAACUCUAGGAAGGGUCUAGCAUUUCUUAUGUAGUUGUUUUCUAUUGUAGGGCGCUCAUCUCAUAGUCUUCUCGCGAUUCAAAGAGGGAGUUCCUGUGAGGUUCUAUACUAUUUCUGUCUUUAGAGCAUUUUCAAGAGUGAAGUUCAAUUAGUGGUGUUCAUUGUAUGACAGCGCUGGAUUUUAAAAAUAAAUGUUUCAAGGAGAUUCCCAGAAAGCUUCAAGCAUUUAAUUGCUACAUAACGUCAAAACAAGUAUAUUAUUACUUAUAGACUUGAUUUGCAGUGGUACGAUGUCUCUAUAAGAUCGCCUUGAGGGAUAUAU
Messenger RNA from Sclerotinia trifoliorum, 2686 nucleotides. The record is from the annotation of a GenBank genome assembly. NCBI's taxonomy places the organism in Eukaryota, Fungi, Ascomycota, Leotiomycetes, Helotiales, Sclerotiniaceae.